Messenger RNA from Halteromyces radiatus, 985 nucleotides. Its product is annotated as NAD-P-binding protein. The record is from RefSeq and is a predicted model, not a curated record. The transcript has 6 exons. Gene Ontology annotation, biological process: fatty acid catabolic process. Gene Ontology annotation, molecular function: 2,4-dienoyl-CoA reductase (NADPH) activity. Lineage: Eukaryota; Fungi; Mucoromycota; Mucoromycetes; Mucorales; Cunninghamellaceae. The coding region runs from base 79 to 912 and encodes 277 amino acids.
UUUCCGAAAUUAUAAAUACUUUCUUUUCUUUUCUUUUCUUUUUUUUUUAUUUCUUUAUUUUAUCUUCUUCUCAUAAAAAUGGCAGCUGUAUCAACGUCAAAAAUAUUCAAAGACGAUAUUUUCAAAGACAAAGUGCUUUUAUGUACUGGAGGAGGAAGUGGGAUUUGUAAAGGAUUAACAGAAGCUGUUGUUCGACAUGGUGCGAAGGCGGUUAUUGUUAGUAGAAAUAAAGACAAACUUGAAAAGGCAGCACAAGAAAUGCGUAAUUCCACUGGUGGUGAUAUUUUUGCAGUAUCUGGUGAUGUACGAAAACCACAAGAUAUGGAAAAUGCUGUCAAAACAACUAUUGAAAAAUUUGGACGUUUGGAUUACUUGAUCAAUGGUGCGGCUGGUAAUUUCCUUUCACCCAUGCAACACUUAUCUUACAAUGCAUUCCGUACCGUCAUUGAAAUUGAUCUACUCGGCACAUUCAACACCACAAAGGCAGCUAUGGAAUAUAUCAAGCAAACAAAAGGGGCCAUUUUGAAUAUCUCUGCUACACUGUACUAUACUGGAACUCCUUAUCAACAACAUGCUGGAUCCGCAAAGGCUGCUAUUGAUGCUUUGACAAAACAUUGGGCUGUCGAAUUAGGUCCUCAUGGUGUUCGUGUGAAUGGUAUUGCUCCUGGACCAAUUGGUGGAACGGAAGGUAUGGAUAAGCUAGGUGUUGGUUUUGAAGAAGAAACUGUUCCAAUGGGUCGAAUUGGUGAUGUCAAGGAUAUUGAACAAUCAACUGUAUUUUUGCUUUCUGAAGGUGCAAGUUAUAUCAAUGGCGUUACUCUUGUUGUAGAUGGGGGUCACUGGAUGAAUCCCAAUUACGUUGCUUAUCCAGCCAUGGUACAUAAUCCUAUCAACUUCAAGGGCAUGCUUUAGAUUUGUAGUAUAUUUUUUCUUAUUGUUUUGUACUUUAUUAUUAUUAUUAUUUAUAUUGGUGAUCCGAUGAAAA